CACUCAGUCACACAUGAGCCUAUUUGAAUUGCAAGUGAGCUCUGUUCACUACCAGGAGCAGGUAAACAGAAGGAAGAAGUGAAAAGAACGGGAGGAAGGGGGAGAAAAAAGAGUGACAGUGGGUAAACAAGAAGCGAAGAAAGCAUACAGGCUUCACUGACCAGAUGACAUUCACAGAGUAUUUAGCAGGACAAGCCUCCACGUGUGAAGGUCUCAGAGAGACGGAGGAAAAGAGUGUGGAGAGUGCCUUGGGAGCCUUGCACCACACCAAGGCACACUGGAGGUGGGACAGCCCUGAAGGAACACCUGAGCUCUGAAGAGACAUCUCUUGAAGUAAGGGGUGAGCAGCACCUCAUGGGAGACGGAAUCAGUGGAACACCCAACAACAACCUGCUGUCGCUCCUCCUCUCCUCGCAACCGACUCUCACCCCCCUUCCUCCUCCUCCUCCUCCAUCCUCUCUCCCUCUCUCAUUUGAUCCCAUCCCUCACUCCCUGCACCAGAGAGGGAGAGCGUGCACAGAGAGAAGAGCCCGGGAGCCAUCCAGGACGUAGGGACGAAGACUAAAAGGCAUAAGAGAGUGUGAAUCCACUAUGGCGCUGUCUUGGUGUCUUGGUGCAGCUUUGGCACUGGUAUGUGGAUCUUUGUGGCCCCAGGUGCACUCAGGUGUGGCACCUGAGAAUGAGGUGCCACUUCGCCCAACUACGUGGUUACCAGAAGGAAAGAUCACCUCUGUAACCCUACCUAAAGGACGAACUCGCAGGUUAUACUUCACGCUGAAAAAGAAAGCUCCGGGGAUGUUGGUGACAGUCAGCCCUUGUGACCUUCCCAUUGAAUGGACCUUGGCUGCUCACACCCUGAAGGACAAACCCCUCAAAAACCUGCAAUGGAGUACUAAAAAAAGCAUGCCUGAGGUGUGGUGGCGAGGUCCUGGGACGGAGGAGAAAAUACACAGCAAUACUGGCAAUACAGUGGAAAGCUACAGUGGUCCAACCUAUCCAAGCGCUUCCAUCUACAUCCUAAGGCUACGCUCCAAACAGCAGAACACCAGAGCAACAGUGUAUCUUCAUGAAGGCCUGGGGCCUUCAGGCAUCUUCCCUCUGCUCCCAGCUGACCCGCAAGUUCACACAUUAGGUGUAGGCAUGACCAGCGUCACCCUCAGCUGGGCACCCAGUGCCUCCAUAACGAGCCUCCCACAUACACAGACCAGUUAUGAAUACUGUGUCCUUGUCAACUCACAGGAAAACUACCCCAGCCUUUGUGCUGCACAGAAGAGUAUGAGGAAAGAGAAAGACCAAAAACAAGAAAAGGACAGACGGAGCAGGGUGACGGUCUGGCCCAUUUUGAAAGAGUGGUGGUGGCAGCAGUGGGACACUUAUCCUGAAAGUCCUCAAAGUCCACCAGCUUCCCUCACUGAUGAGUAUGAAGACCUCCAAUGUGUGUGUCAGGGGACAGAAAGUGUUUGCACUGUCUCAGAGCUCCUGCCUGAGACCCAGUAUUACUUUGAUGUCUUUGUGGUCGACAGGCUGAAUGGGACCAGCAUGGCAUACAAGGGGACACUUGCUCGGACACAUGAGGAGGCUCGACCUGCUAUUACCGCCCUUAGAGAAGGAGAGCUGAGGUGGGUGACUUUCCAAGACAGAGGCUUCAGCUCGGAGCAGUUCUUCAGUUUCCGUCCUCGGGGUUGGCAACAGAGUGGCCUCCUCACCUUGCAGAGCUGUGGAGAAGGUGAAAAGGUCAAGGUGACUGUAUCUAGUAAAGGUCAGGUCUUGACCUCUCAGGCUGCUGGGCGAGAAUUAGCGCACAUAUGGCUCCAGGGAAGUACUUCCUAUCUCAUCCACCUGGAGAGAGAAGGAACCGCCAUGGACCACACCUCUGCUGUUACAGACCCAUCGCUACCAGAAGGUCUGACAGCUUCAGUCAAAAUGCAGACCUCAUCAGCUUACCACCGCAGAGGAGUCCCAUCUCUGCCCUCCACCUUACAGAUAAAAUCCUUCAACCGAUUGCGUGGUUGCAGUAGUGUCACCCUAGCAUGGAUGGGAACAGAAGAAAGAAGCCUUUACUGUGUGUACCGCAGAAAGCUUGGAAGCCAUGAAGCAGAAGCUGGCGGAGCAUCAGCUCUAACUGCACCCUGUCUGGGGCCAGAGUCCCGCUCUGACACCGAGAGAGUUCUCUGCAAGUAUUUCCAAGAGCUGAAUCCUCGGCGGGCCGUCACUACAGCUGUGAUUGGGGGCCUGGAGCCAGGAAUGGCCUAUGUGUUUGAUGUCUAUCUAAUGAGACGCUGGGGGAUCCCUAUCAAGUACACCAGCAAGAUUGUGAAGACUAGAAAGGAAUGCUGAGCUGCUGCCCCCUACAGGAGGUUUUUAAACUGUCCCAGUUAAGGGACAAAUGCAUCAGCCAUGGGCAUGCUAUAAAGACUGUCCAAGAGAACGAAGCCAUUUGACUGUUGUAGAGAGACUGUUACCAUAACAAGGAAAUAUUCCCUCUGAAGGAGCAAUGGUUACAUUCAAGAUCUCCACUUACAAGAUCUGUGCAAGUGGAUAGAAAGCAUAUGAGAAGGAUCUGCACACCAGCAAAAGUUCAUAACAUUUACAAUACAGUUCCUGUGCUUUUGUCAUUUUUUCCAUUGUUGAUCAUAAUAAUAAUGUGUCAGUUGUCCAAGUGCUUAUUUUGUGUCAGAAUACAAAGAACGGAUGAGGUUUGUGAUGACAAAAGUCAAGACAAAAACAACAACAGAGACUGUGCCAAAUAUGCAACAGAAGCAGAUGGGGCAAUGAUUAGAUCACAUCUGAGAUGCGGGAGUUGUAGUAUAUAUCUCCAGUGCUGCAUAUUGUACAGGCUUAUAAACACAGAUGGGUGCAAUCUACAGAUGCUAAGUUCAAAGUCAGUGUGUAUCUUUGUGUUCUGCUUUCGCAUGAAGCAGUGAAAAUACUUAGUGACUUGCCUCAUUGUCUUUGAUGUAUUCUUGUGCUGCUUCAAACUCAUUAAUAAAUA
Messenger RNA from Maylandia zebra (zebra mbuna), 2992 nucleotides. It is a transcript of the gene ndnfl, whose product is annotated as neuron-derived neurotrophic factor, like. The record is from RefSeq and is a predicted model, not a curated record. Lineage: Eukaryota; Metazoa; Chordata; Actinopteri; Cichliformes; Cichlidae. Gene Ontology annotation, molecular function: protein binding; heparin binding.